AUGGAGCUGCACGCGGGCAUGGCGUUCCUGGACCUGGUGGCGAAGCAGGUGGACCCGGGCGCGCCCGGGUUCUGGCGCGACUUCCUGCUGGGCAUGCUCAAGCCGCUGGCGGCCACGGCUGUGGUGGCCAUGGCCGUCGCACUCAGCUUCUCGCUGCGCCUGGGCCUCGAGGGCGAGAUGCUCUACGCCAUCGCGCGCGCCUUCCUCCAGCUCUCCGUCAUCGGCUUCGUCCUCCAGUUCAUCUUCACCCAGAAGAACGCGCUCUGGAUCCUCCUCGCCUACCUCUUCAUGGUGACGGUCGCCGGCUACACGGCGGGUCAGCGCGCCAAGCAGGUGCCCCGCGGGAUGUACAUCGCGUGCGUCUCCAUCCUCGUCGGCACCGCCAUCACCAUGUUCCUGCUCGUCCUUCUCAGCGUCUUCCCGUUCACCCCGCGCUACAUCAUCCCCGUCGCCGGCAUGAUGGUCGGCAACGCCAUGACCGUCACCGGCGUCACCAUGAAGAAGCUCCGGGAGGACGUCAAGAUCCAGAGGGACCUGGUGGAGACGGCGCUGGCUCUGGGCGCGACGCCGCGGCAGGCGACGCUGCAGCAGGUGAAGCGGUCUCUGGUGAUCGCGCUGUCGCCGGUGAUCGACAACGCCAAGACGGUGGGGCUGAUCGCGCUGCCGGGCGCCAUGACGGGGCUCAUCAUGGGCGGCGCGUCGCCGCUGGAGGCCAUCCAGCUGCAGAUCGUCGUCAUGAACAUGCUCAUGGGCGCCUCCACCGUCAGCAGCAUCCUCCACCUACCUCUCUGCUGGCCGGCCUUCUUCACCAAGGCCUUCCAGCUGGACGACAAGGUCUUUGUUGACUAG
Molecule: messenger RNA, 849 nt
Organism: Miscanthus lutarioriparius
Lineage: Eukaryota; Viridiplantae; Streptophyta; Magnoliopsida; Poales; Poaceae
Source: the annotation of a GenBank genome assembly